AAAGACAAUAUAAACAACAACAUAAAUACUAUCCAAGAUGAUGAUUCUAUAUUUCUUAAGAAUUGUAUCAUUCAAGAUAAUCUUACUGUUGAAAAAGACUAUGUAGAUACUAUUCGAGAUAACUCCAUAACUGUUAUACAAAACUAUCAAGAUAAUAUUUAA
This is a messenger RNA of Racocetra persica, 162 nucleotides long. The record is from the annotation of a GenBank genome assembly. Lineage: Eukaryota; Fungi; Glomeromycota; Glomeromycetes; Diversisporales; Gigasporaceae.